AUGAAUUCCCCAGCCUCUAAAGAGGAGAGAAAGAACCGCAAGGAACUGACCAAGGAAGUCAAUGGAGCAUUCAGAAAUUACUUCUACGUCAGAAACAGAAACGUUCCUCUCACUCCGGAAGCCAUGGACGCCCUAGAGUUCUCCAUUUACCAGCACAUGGCGAAGUUCAAAGUGGAAUUCGAGAGCAACGAUGAGAAGAUCCACAUUACGCUGCCCAAGUGCGAAGAUGAGAUAGGUUGUGUAGCGCACAUGCGCAACGCUCGCGAACUUCAAACGGCUCUGGAUGUAACAAAGAUAUCUACGUUCUUCGUCAUGGAUACAGUCAGGUGCUAUGAGAGUCACAUCCAAGACCUGCAAAGGAUUGUAUUACAGACUCAGAAUAUACACCAGAAAUGUGGAGGCUUGGAAAGCGACAUAAAAGAUAAACAAGAAAUGUUGUCUAUAUUCGAGGUGGCAUUGGCGGAGCUCCUUGAGACUCCCCAGGCAUAA
This is a messenger RNA of Fusarium subglutinans, 489 nucleotides long. RefSeq lists its product as uncharacterized. The record is from RefSeq and is a predicted model, not a curated record. The transcript has a single exon. The coding region runs from base 1 to 489 and encodes 162 amino acids. Lineage: Eukaryota; Fungi; Ascomycota; Sordariomycetes; Hypocreales; Nectriaceae.